Paraphaeosphaeria sporulosa is the source of this 1542-nucleotide messenger RNA. Its product is annotated as endo-1,4-beta-xylanase D. Lineage: Eukaryota; Fungi; Ascomycota; Dothideomycetes; Pleosporales; Didymosphaeriaceae. Gene Ontology annotation, biological process: carbohydrate metabolic process. Bases 1 to 1509 code for a protein of 502 amino acids. The record is from RefSeq and is a predicted model, not a curated record. The transcript is spliced from 2 exons. Gene Ontology annotation, molecular function: hydrolase activity, hydrolyzing O-glycosyl compounds.
AUGGCCUUAGCAAAUAAUACUGAUACCACGGAUGAUUAUCCUCAGCAACCCGCAGUCGUCAACUACACUACCUCGGAGGCCGGUAACCCCUUUGUAGAUGGCUGGUACGCGGAUCCAGACACAGCGAUCUACCAGGGUCGUUACUGGGUAUUCCCGACCUCGUCAUAUGUCUACGAGGAGCAAACUUAUCUUGACGCUUUCUCCAGCCUGGACCUGAUCGACUGGAUCAAACACCCUAAUAUCCUUACUACCAAGGACGUCACGUGGGCGAAAAAAGCAGUCUGGGCUCCCGCGCCAGCCUUCAGGGAUGGGAAGUAUUACAUCUACUUUGGCGCCAACGACAUCCAAGAAGGUGAACCAGAGCAAGGUUUCAUCGGCGGGAUCGGCGUGGCAGUCGCAGACCAACCACAGGGGCCGUACGUUGAUGCCAUCGGCAAGCCGCUCAUUGGCACAUACAACAACAGUGCACAGCCCAUCGAUCAGGACGUUUUCAUCGAUGAUGAUGGUCAAGCGUACAUCUACUACGGCGGGCACAGUCACGCGAAUGUAGCAAAGUUGAAAGAGGACAUGAUAUCCUUAGACACAUUCGAGGAUGGGACGACGUUCAAAGAGAUCACGCCUAAAGACUAUGUUGAAGGGCCGCAGAUGCUCAAGCGCAACGGGAAGUACUAUCUCAUGUGGUCGGAAGGCGGCUGGACCGGGCCUGACUAUCGAGUAUCCUACGCUGUGGCAGACUCACCACUAGGCCCGUUCUUAGGGGUGACCGGGACGAGGAUCUUGCAGCAAGACAGCGCUGUUGCCAAGGGUAGCGGGCAUAAUGGAGUGAUACAUGUUCCGGGAACCGAUAUCUACUACAUCGUCUACCAUCGCCGGCCGCUGAGCGAGAAUGCUGGCGAGCACCGUGUUCUCUGCUACGACCGCAUGUACUUCAACGAAGAUGGUUCCAUUAAGCCCGUCAAGAUGCUGGUAAAAGACAGCUUCACAGACGGCGAUAUGGUUGGGUGGAAGACCUACCCCGAGGGGUCGGAGGCGGAGGGUGCGCACGUAGUCGACAACAAGCUGGAAGUCAAGAGCCGCUCGAUGUCUGGCACUAUAGUCGCACUGGACACCAACUUCACUGACCAGACAUACGAAGCGACAGUGAUUUUAUCAAACAGCAGCGCCGACGUCGGCACUAGUGCUGGGUUGAUCUUUGGGGCCACAAACAUUGCCUCUGGCCCUUACAAGACAAACGGGUAUUACGCGGGACUCUCAGCUGCUGGCAGGGUGCUUGUCACGAACCUCGGCGACGGCACAUCGGUGCUCGUUGAAGGCGUGGACAUCAAGCCCGACAUUGAACAUCACGUCCGGGUUUCGGCAAUAGGUGCGAAUAUCAGCGUGUUCGUGAACGACUUUACGUCGCCUGUGUUGGCUUUGGAUAGCUCGACUCAUGCUGCAGGGACGAACGGGGUGGCUGCCUUCAACAUGACGGCUAGGUUUGGUAAUGUUUCGAUCGCGGAGGCAAGUUAAUUGGAUCGAAUCAUGAGUGUAUAUGUCUUCAAU